Fusarium mangiferae is the source of this 1074-nucleotide messenger RNA. RefSeq lists its product as uncharacterized. The record is from RefSeq and is a predicted model, not a curated record. Bases 1 to 1074 code for a protein of 357 amino acids. The transcript has 2 exons. Lineage: Eukaryota; Fungi; Ascomycota; Sordariomycetes; Hypocreales; Nectriaceae.
AUGCCCUCUCCUAUGCUCUUGAGUCUACCAACUGAGCUUGUCACCCGCAUCAUCGACCUUGCUGACCCAUCCACUCAUUUAAACUUGGCCUGCGUAUGCAGUCAUCUUUUCAAAUGCGCGAAGAGGAUUCUUACCCAUCAUCGAGAAGCCCAUCGGAAAUUCUCUGUUAUCUCAGACCUUGACCCCUCGAGCAUCCCUACCCUUCUUCGUAGCGCCUCUGGUAUCGCCAGCCCCAUCGACGCCUGGCAUGUCAAACAUAUUGAGCUCUGGGGCUCGAGGUGGGACUGGGCUGAAUGGAGACCUUGGUCUUUAUCCGAAACAGCUGAGCAGGCUGGAGUCCCAAGGCAAAGGCGACGGCAUGUGUUUUCUAAAGUACCACGCUUGGAGUGGGUGAUUCCUCGAUGGGAGCUGGCUCACUACUUGAAGAUUAUGCAGGAGGAACUAGGCUUGCCAGAGGACCUGGUGGACUGGGCACGCGUCGAAUUUGAGCGAGGCUGCGAUAGCGUCAUGCAGAUGCUGCUUAUUGUUUUAUGCCCUCGGCUAGAAAGCCUAAAGCUUCUGUACAACCGACACGACAAGGUCGAAAGCCGCCGGUGUCUUCACUGGCUCACGUUUGUUAUAGGGAAGAGCUGGAUUCAUAGCGCGUGGCCUCCAGGCCUUCAAAGCCUCCGAGAUGUUGCUGUAGGCCUAACAUCAAAGACUUGUCUUGAUGACGACGUUGUAUAUGUCUGGUACUCUCGCAGCUCUUUCAGAGGUCUGAUGAAACUUCCAAACCUCAGAUCCUUGUAUUUUCGAGGGCUACGGGCACAAGAUCACCCCGAGAUUGACGGAGAGGGCGAUCUUUCUGCGAACAGGCAUCUUCGAAACGAUGGAGCACUCGAAUCUUCAAUCACGAUCAGUCUUCGAGACGCAGCUGAUGAACUGCCGGCUCGAUGCUCCACGGUCGAGAAUCUGUAUCUCAAAGACACUGGCGACUACGAAAAUACUGCGGAGCUAGCCGCAGCGCCGAAAGCUCUUAAGUCAUACACUAUUCAUUGGUGGCAGCAUCAGGUUCGGCCAAAUCAGCGACUGUGA